ACACUACAAAAACUUGUUUUCUCUUCUUUUUCUUCUUUCUCCUCCGGCGUUUCUUCACUUCUCCCUGCAUAUCUUUUCUGCGUUUGUUCUCUGCGAUUCUCGUUACUGUCAUAAUAGAACCCUCUGUGGAGAAGUCUUGGAUCCGCGGCUAAAUGGAUGAAUCCAAAGGAGAAACGAAGUCUUUCAAAGAAUUAGGAGUUUGUGAUCAAUUGAUUGAGGCUUGUGAUAAUUUGGGUUGGAAAAACCCUUCUAAGAUACAAGCUGAAGCUAUGCCUCAUGCCUUUGAAGGCAAAGACCUAAUUGGUCUGGCACAAACGGGGUCUGGAAAGACUGGAGCUUUUGCAAUUCCUAUACUGCAAUCAUUAUUAGAUUCUCCGCAUGCCUUUUUUGCCUGCGUUCUCUCUCCAACAAGAGAGCUCGCCAUUCAAAUUAUAGGGUCAAAUGAGAUUUGA
Solanum tuberosum (potato) is the source of this 452-nucleotide messenger RNA. RefSeq names its product DEAD-box ATP-dependent RNA helicase 10-like. Gene Ontology annotation, cellular component: cytosol. The transcript is spliced from 5 exons. NCBI's taxonomy places the organism in Eukaryota, Viridiplantae, Streptophyta, Magnoliopsida, Solanales, Solanaceae. The coding region runs from base 153 to 452 and encodes 99 amino acids. Gene Ontology annotation, molecular function: nucleic acid binding; ATP binding; RNA helicase activity. The record is from RefSeq and is a predicted model, not a curated record.